This is a messenger RNA of Xyrauchen texanus (razorback sucker), 4653 nucleotides long. Its product is annotated as WD repeat domain phosphoinositide-interacting protein 1-like. Bases 2678 to 4021 code for a protein of 447 amino acids. Gene Ontology annotation, molecular function: protein binding; phosphatidylinositol-3,5-bisphosphate binding; phosphatidylinositol-3-phosphate binding. Lineage: Eukaryota; Metazoa; Chordata; Actinopteri; Cypriniformes; Catostomidae. The transcript is spliced from 13 exons. Gene Ontology annotation, biological process: protein lipidation; nucleophagy; autophagy of mitochondrion. The record is from RefSeq and is a predicted model, not a curated record. Gene Ontology annotation, cellular component: cytosol; extrinsic component of membrane; phagophore assembly site membrane.
CCAUUUGUGCAAACUGCAAAACUGUCUUAAAGUGAUAGGAAACCCAAAAAUGAAAAUUCUGUCACAAUUUACUCACUUUCAUGUUGUUCUUAAACUGAAUGACUGUCUAUCUUCCUUUGAAUGCGAAAGGAUUCACUUUCAUUACAUGGAAAAAAGAUGCAAUAAAUGUGAAUCCUUUGGUGACUUAGGCUUUCGUUUUGGCUAACAUCCAUACAUAAGCUUAACAUUGACUUCUGUGUUUCACAGAAAAAAGAAAGCCAAAUAGAUAACAUGAGUAAAUCAUGAAAUAUUUUUUAUUAUGGGAUGAACAACCCCUUGAACUUUUAUUAUUAGCUUAAAUAAAUGUCAAGAAAGAGGUGCUCGAAUCACAGUUGAUAUUGCCUCCAGUGUGAGGUCUGUAGUAUUAAAGGAGUCAUGACAUGCCUUAUGCCUUUUUUAUUAUUUUAAAAUAUUCCUUGAGGUUCACUUAUAAUGUUAGUAGUAUUUUUUGUAAAACAUGGUCAUUUUCCACCCUCAUUCUGACCCUCUGUCAGAAACACACUGUUUUUGUGCUGCUUCUCCUUUAAGACUUGACAGUAAAUGCCCACUGUUAUGAUUGGCUCUCUGCUCUUGACUGACUUGCUCUCUACUUGCCAUCUGACUGCUCACCGCUGCUGGGAGGGGCUACGGAAGUGAUAAGGUAAAUUAGGUGUUGAUGUGUUGUUGUGGAGGCGGUCAGAUGCACAGUUUUACAACAGUGUGACAUCACAAUGUGGAAGAAUAGAGAAUUAAUCGUUUUGGCAGCUUGGUUUCAACAAAUGCUCUUUUUGUAGUGAGGAGGAAGUUUUGAGUUCUGAAGUGACCUCUCAUAUGUUAAAAGACCAAGGAAAUUUGUAUUCCUCAUGUCAUGACUCCUUUAAUGAAUCAUGUCAGGGACCCUUCUUUUGACAUCUAUUCUUGAUCAGGAAUGGGUAAAGUUCAUUUUUGCCUGAACUAUUCCUUUAAAAAGCCAUUAGAGUCUGCUCUCUGGGAGUCUUCCACAUUUACAGAAAGUAAUAAAAUCCACAAUAUGACCUUUACCAGUCUCUUUCAGAUUGCCUACAAAUUACAUUUUAUGGAUUACAGGGUUCUUCAGCUGACAACAGGACAUCUGCCUUUGCUGAGUGUGCUCUAUAUCAGUGAGAAUGAGAUUGUAGCUGUGGUAAGGAUCUCUUAUAGCUGUUACAGAAGAGGAAGACACAGUGCUGGGCAGUCUGCAUCAGAAGAGUAUCACAUGAGGCUUGAUGUCUGCAAACACACAAGCUUUUAAUCUUGUGUAUUUGAGCACUUCAGGCAACAUUUUUAACAAAUCCUACUGCAGUUUGCUAAAAUGUAUUUUGUUUCAAUCAAAGCCAACCAUGUAUUAUGUAGGGGUGAAGGCCAAAGUGGAGAAAUUCCACAGCAUAGGCUUAGAUGGUGUCAUGGCUGUUUGGGAUUUCAUGGUAGUGUUUUGUAAUUAAAAAACAAUGCUUUUGGAGAUCCAUAUUUGCUUUAACCACUCUGUAGAUGCUCUAAGAAAUCACCUCCAUGUAGGCCUACUAAUAAUCCCGUACUUUAUUAAAUGUUAAUAAAGUGUUUUCCUUUCUAGCACUGAAAAACCAUAGAAUCUGGGGAGAGGAGACAACAACCCUACAUUUUUCUUGACAAUGUUACUGCUUAUCUGUGACAGCAUUUGUUUUCCUGUUUGUUUUCUCUUUCUAUUUUUUAACCCUCGGUAUAACAAAGUUGUUUUUAAGUUGAUUAUAAUAAGAACUGUAUUGGGAUUUGUGAUCCCACAAUUGUGGUAGCCUAUGCAACAGCUUUUGCAGUAUCACCUGAAUGAUAGGGUAUAUUUCAAUCAAUUUCACUUCUAUAAACAAAAAUAAGUGAACAUUUGGUAGCAUACAAUUGUGAGCAAUAACAAUCAUAAUUGCACAUUUUGCUAUUCCAAAUGUGCUGCUAAUGCAUAUCCCCAACAGUUUUACAUUUAAUAAAACAAAGCAACAAAUAAAAAUACGUUUCCUUAAUAAAAACAUUUGGGUGAUUUCGUCUUAUUACGCUCUAUUUGUAUUAAAAACACUUGUUAUAACACCUCAUACACCCCACAAAACAACGUAUCGUUAAGGCGUUUCUUUGAGUGGCGCUUUCAUGCAAAUGUCUGAUAAAUAUUGCUUUUAGGAAGUAAAAGCUGUGAGCAAGUCUGUCAUAUCUAUUCGUGGAAAUUAUAUCUAAGCACUCCGUGUUAAAUUGUCUUUGCAUAACGUAAACCGCUACAUUUGCAAAGCAAAACCCCGCCCCUUUCUACUUACUUCCGUAUAUAAAGCCAAUCAGCGUCGGUCUCAGUUCUUUUGACCAAUCAGCGCUGUGCCGGACGACAACUAGGUAUGUGGCGUUCAUGUGACGCAACAACUAUCAGCUGGGUUUGUUUUGCUUCAUGUUGGCCGUUUCUGUCUGCUCCGCUUGAAGUCGUACAUUUAUGAAAAAACUCGCGUUUUGAUUCAUUAAUGUGAGGCAGGAGGAUCGUUGAAGUACCGGAGUAUAUUUGUCCUUCCACUUAAUUGGGACAUCCAGUUUUUCUUCAGUAGGACUUUCGGUUUGCCACUAUUUUUCCAAGAGGUCCAACCGAUCCCAGGCCCCCGAUCCAGGGCGGAGGGAGGGAAGGAGGUCGUUGGGAAUCGGGAUGGAGACCGGAGAGGGAGCGGACGGUCCUGGCGGCCCGCCGGGGCUCUGCUGCGCCUCUUUCAACCAAGACUCCACGUCAUUGGCUGUGGGCACCAAAACUGGAUACAGACUAUUCUCUGUGACCUCGAUGGACAAACUGGACUGCAUUCAUGAGAGCGAAACUCCAGACGUGUUCAUCGUGGAAAGGCUUUUCUCCAGCAGCCUGGUGGUGGUGGUGAGUCAGUCCAUGCCACGUCGCAUGAAUGUCUACCACUUCAAAAAGGGCACGGAGAUUUGCAACUACAGCUACUCGAACAACAUUCUUGCAGUGCGCCUGAACAGACAGAGACUUGUUGUUUGUCUUGAAGAAUCCAUCUAUAUUCACAAUAUAAAGGACAUGAAACUCCUGAAGACCCUUCUCAGCACACCAUCCAACCCAUCAGGUCUCUGUGCUCUCUCCAUCAACCACUCUAACUCUUUCCUGGCAUACCCAGGCAGUGACACCAUCGGAGAAAUUAUUGUCUACGAUGCCAACAAUCUGAGCACUGUGACCAUGAUUCCAGCCCACGACAGUCCACUGGCCGCCAUCACCUUCAGUGCCUCUGGCACCAAACUGGCUAGCGCUUCUGAAAGGGGCACUGUGAUUCGAGUGUUCUCCAUUCCAGAGGGACUGCGCUUGUUUGAGUUCCGGCGGGGCAUGAAAAGGUAUGUCAGCAUCAGCUCCCUUUCCUUCAGCCCGGAUGCUCAGUUCCUCUGUGCCUCAAGCAAUACAGAGACAGUGCACAUUUUCAAGCUGGAACAGCAUAGCCCAAGUGGGGAGGAGGAAACACCCUCUUGGUCAACAUAUGUAGGAAAGAUGUUCACAGCAGCCAGCAGUUACCUCCCAGCACAGGUGUCAGGCAUGAUGAGUCAAGACCGAGCCUUCGCUACCGUCCGUCUCCAGAUGGCUGGUCAGAAGAAUGUCUGUGCCCUGGCAACAAUCCAGAAGCUUCCACGGUUGCUUGUAGCCUCCUCUGACGGGCAGCUAUUUAUCUAUAACAUUGAUCCUCAGGAUGGGGGUGAGUGUACUUUGGUGCAGAAGCAUAGGUUAUUUGGAUCAGACGAGGAGCAGCAGGAGACGUCUGAACCUACAGAGCCACCACAACCAUGCCAGUCUUAUGCUGCCACUGUGGCCAUCCCCUCCUCUGGACCUGUUACUGCUACUCUCACAGGGUACUCAGAGGAUGGGGGAGCUAAGAAGGGUGAGGUGAUUCCUGAACACGAGUUUGCAGCAGGGCCUGUUUGCCUGGAUGACGAAACGGAAUUUCCUCCCAUAAAUUGGUGCCGUGAUGGAUCUGGGCGAGGCAAAGGGAGACGUCCGUGAGAGGGUAGAGGACAGGUGGAGGCAACAACUGUCACAGGAGGAUCCUCAGUGCAUGACCAAGGACAAACAAAGAAAUUAAACAAAAAACAAACAAACUAACUUCAGGGUGCUAAAUUAUAAACGGAACGGUUGAAAUGAUAUCAUGAUUUGUGUUGAUCAGGGAUUUGGGUCGUUGUCACUCAAUCCCCUGAAGGGUGUGUUAUACAUGAGGUGCAUGACUGAAAUAUAACCACAUAUAGUUAUAGUUACGUAAGACAAAUUGUAUUAAUUAAUUAAGUCGUAGUAAUGUAGCAGUUUAUUAUUUUAAUUUAUAACACCAUCAUAUUGAAUCAUAAGAGAAGAGGAAGAAUUACUUUUUUUACAUAUGUGUUUUUGCUGUAUUAAUGAUGUUUACAUGUUACCAUCUUCCUGAAUACUAAUACAGCGGGAUGUUUUGUAUGUAUGUGCCUAUGAUAUUACUUGUAAGAGUGCAAAGUAUUUUGCUGGAUUGCUCAAGACCAAAAGAUAUAAAAAAAGAAAUGAAUAUGUAGGAAAUAUAUUAGGAAUGAAAUUAUGCAUAGCAUCUCCUGGCUCCUGUGGUCUUUUCAAUAAACAUACUGAUUAUUUGCAGCAAAUGGAAAGCAUUUGUAAAG